GCAGACAGAGGGAGAGGGGGGUAGAACGAGGUGCACACAUGUGAGGAUCUCCUGAACUGCCGGGGCAAGGCAGGACUGGUGAAGAGAGAAGAAGAAGAGGAGGAGGAAUAGAGGAAUACUGCAGCGACUGGCCAGCUUCUCUCUCUAUCUCUUUCUCUCUCUCUCUCUUUCUCUCUCUCUCUCUCUCUCUCUCUCUCACUCACUCUCUCACUCUCUCACUCUCUCUCACUCUCACUCGCUGCUUCACUGCUUUCAUCACCCUGUCUUCUUCAUCCAGUUCUCUCCCCCUCUGCCAAUUAUACCAUGAACCUGCCUGCUGCUUGUUGCUAAGGGGGAGCCAACCGGGGGAGCAGAGUGGACCAGGCAUUAUUUUGUAUCUAAGGACUGAGUGAAAAUGGCGGAGGGGUCCAGAGACCAGGCAGGUAUGGGCACCACUGAUCCAGAGGAGGACUCCCCCAAUAUGAUUGUCUACAGAAAGAUUGAAGACAUCGUUACACGAAUACAAGAUGAGAAAGCAGGAGGUGUAGCCAUCCGCACUGUCAAAAGCUUCCUCUCCAAGAUCCCCAGUGUGGUGUCAGGCGCGGACAUUGUUCAGUGGCUGAUGAAAAACCUCUCCAUUGAGGACCUAGCUGAAGCCAUCCACCUUGGGAGUCUGGUCGCUGCCCAUGGCUACAUCUUCCCCAUCUCUGACCAUGUGCUGACACUUAAAGACGAUGGAACCCUUUAUCGCUUUCAGUCUCCUUACUUCUGGCCCUCAAACUGCUGGGAGCCUGAGAACACAGACUAUGCCAUUUACUUGUGCAAGCGCACCAUGCAGAAUAAGGCCAGGCUUGAGCUAGCUGACUAUGAGGCCGAAAACCUCGCCCGGCUGCAGAGGGCUUUCGCCAGGAAGUGGGAAUUUAUCUUCAUGCAAGCUGAAGCUCAAGUCAAGAUUGACAGGAAGAAGGACAAGGCCGAGAGGAAGAUCCUGGACAGCCAGGAGAGAGCAUUCUGGGACGUCCAUCGGCCAGUGCCAGGCUGUGUCAACACUACAGAGAUGGACAUCCGCAAGUGCCGGAGAGAGAAGAACCCACACAGGGUAAAAAAGUCAGUCUAUGGGGUUCCAGAUGACGGCCAGAGCCAGCCGAGUCCCGUCCACAUCAGCUCCCAGCCGACCAGGAAGCCCACCAAAGACGACGUUCAGAAGGAGAUUACCUUCUUGAACAUCCAGCUGGACAGACACUGUAUGAAGGUUUCCAAAGUGGCCGACAGUCUGAUAAGCUACACGGAGCAGUUCAUGGAAUAUGACCCCUUCGUGUCGGUCACAGAGCCUUCCAACCCCUGGAUCAGCGAUGACAAUGCCUUCUGGGACUUGGAGGCCAGUCGUGACCCCAACCAGCAGCGUGUGAAGAAGUGGGGCUUCUCUCUGGAGGAGGCGCUGAAAGAUCCGUUGGGGCGAGACCAGUUCCUGAAGUUCCUCGAGUCAGAGUUCAGCUCUGAGAACCUGCGGUUCUGGUUAGCGGUGCAGGAUCUGAAGCGGCGGCCGCUCCAGGAAGUGGCCUCCAGGGCGCAGGAGAUCUGGCAGGAGUUUCUGGCCGAGGGAGCGCCGAGCUCCAUCAACCUGGACUCUCACAGCUACGAGCGCACCAGCCAGAACCUCAAAGACCCCGGACGAUACAGCUACGAGGACGCUCAGGAGCACAUAUUUAAGCUAAUGAAAAGUGACAGCUAUGCACGCUUUCUGCGAUCCAACAUCUACCAGGACCUCCUGUUAGCCAGAAAGAAGCAGCCAGCAGACACUGAACAGGGCCGCCGCACCUCCCUGGAGAAGUUCACCCGCAGUGUGGGCAAGUCAUUGACGGGAAAGCGACUGACAGGCCUGAUGCAGUCAUCCUGACACAGCCUGUGCUGGGGGGGCACAGCCAGAAGCUGUUGGAGGGGUGACCGCCCAGCAGGGGCCGGGGCAGAGAGAGUGGAGGUGAGCUGGGUGCUGCUCCGAGCACUGGGCCUGCUGGGGUGAACGCCCCACACAGAACCACUGAGGAAGAGACAAUGCUGACAAGGGGAACCUCAGCCAACACACCACAUGGCAUGCAGCAUACAGUAUAAGCACAUUCAGACUAGGGCUGCCCUCUUUUCAUCACUUAGUCGGCAAACUGGUUGUUAGGCGACUAAGCUGAUCCGUUUAUAAUGUUUUCAUUUUGUUUUAUAUACGUGUUUAUUGGAUAUUAAAAGCACAUCUGUGGUGUCGCAACAA
Messenger RNA from Cottoperca gobio, 2236 nucleotides. RefSeq names its product regulator of G-protein signaling 6-like. Gene Ontology annotation, molecular function: GTPase activator activity. Lineage: Eukaryota; Metazoa; Chordata; Actinopteri; Perciformes; Bovichtidae. The transcript has 17 exons. Gene Ontology annotation, cellular component: cytoplasm; neuron projection. The record is from RefSeq and is a predicted model, not a curated record. Gene Ontology annotation, biological process: intracellular signal transduction; positive regulation of GTPase activity; G protein-coupled receptor signaling pathway. The coding region runs from base 395 to 1876 and encodes 493 amino acids.